This is a messenger RNA of Pseudomassariella vexata, 2075 nucleotides long. RefSeq lists its product as uncharacterized. The transcript is spliced from 4 exons. NCBI's taxonomy places the organism in Eukaryota, Fungi, Ascomycota, Sordariomycetes, Amphisphaeriales, Pseudomassariaceae. The record is from RefSeq and is a predicted model, not a curated record. The coding region runs from base 292 to 1740 and encodes 482 amino acids.
GGGAUUUGCGGCGAUAAUCUGCAAUAGAACUCUCGUCUUCUUGUCCCGGCGGUGCUUUCUUUUCCUACCGUCAGCUUUUCACAAUACCCUCGGAUUCCCAAAAAUAGUAGCAGACAUUCGCUUGAUCUGUUUCUCACGGCGACGACGCUCUUCAUCAGAUCUCGUGGACCAACCGACGGCCGAGUGCAACGCCUCGCCCCGCAACUCUGCGACGCGUCAACCAGGGGUGCCACCCUCCCUACCCUCCACUUGCGGCCGCGAAAUCCCGUUGCGCCAGGUGCUCGAGGCAAGAUGGCUUCGACCACAACUUCAGGCCAUCUUUCUUUUUCCUCUCUGUUUACUAUUACGUUGCUAUUGGCUGCCGUUCCGAUGGCCUCAGGACACGACCAUGACUCCUCCCGCAUCGAGGAGGGGCAGACCAUCUCCAUGGAUCCCAUUGACGCAAUACUAUGGGUUCAUAUAUUUAUCCAAAUGCUUGCCUGGGGCGUAAUAUUUCCUGUCGGCAUGGUACUUGGUAUCGUGAAGAACCGAUGGCACGUCCCCAUCCAGGUGUUCGGCACCGUUCUCUCCAUCCUGGGCUACGCACUCGGCCACAUGCACGGCGGCCGCGAAUUCCUCCACACCAACGUACACUCCAAGUUCGCCAAACCUUUGAUGCUGAUGCUCUUCUCCCAAGUCAUCAUAGGCAUCUACCUGCGGCUGCACCUGGAGACGGGGUUCAAUGGCAAGGCUCGACGAUAUGUGAAGCUGGGCCACGGAAUUCUCGGCAAGGCGAUGCCCAUUCUCGCCUGGACUCAGAUGUUGUUUGGCGGCAUUACUUCUCUGGGUUUCUGCCAGGGUGACCAUCUAGGACAAUGCUUGGCGCACUUUAUAAUGGGCAGCGCAUUCAUCGCGUACGGCAUCAUCCUCACGCUCCUACUCAUCAUCGGCCAGAUCUGGUUGAAGCGCACCGGCCGGUCGCAGGAGUUCUUCGACAGUGCCGUCAUUGCGGCCUGGGGUUGCGUCAACACCUUUACCGAGCACCGCUGGGGUACGGCCUGGGUCCGGAACGACUGGCAGCACACGACCAUGGGUAUUGUUUGGUGGUGUGCCGGCUUGGCCGGCGUUUGGCUGAGCAAGGAUCGUGAUGGUCGACCGCAGCGCAACUUCAUCCCCGGAUUUGUACUCUUGAUUACCGGCUGGGCCAUGAGCUCGCAUCCCCAGGAAUUGAUGAUCAGCGCCAUGACGCACAAGAUGUUUGGGUACACGCUCAUGUCCGCCGGUGUCACACGUAUGAUUGAGGUAUCCUUUGUGGUCAAGGACCGCAACGGCAUGUCGGAGGAUGGACGUCAGACGUCGAGCUUCCAAUACAUCCCUGUUUUCCUACUCUAUGCCUCCGGCUUCCUAUUCAUGGGUGCCACCGAAGAGCAAAUGGACCUCGUCGCCAACUCGGGCAUCGACCACGUCGCCUACGUCUUGAUUCUCUACUCGCUCGCCUUCAUCGUCUUCCUCUUCACUAUGAUGCUCAUUAAUUUGUAUGACCGCAACGCAAACCCGCUGGAGCCGACAAAGGAUGUGGUCAAUGGCCGUCUUGGUCCGAGAUUAAAUGGCACUGUGCCAGUGAGAGACGCACAGGAAUUUGAGCUUGAGGGCUUGAUGAGCGAGGAUGAUGAGGACGACCGCAGGAGGAGAUUGCGGGAGGAGGAGGCGGGGUUGGAUAGCCCUUCGACGGUGGGAAAGAAUAGUGACAAUAUGGCAUGAAGAGAAUGCAUUGGUGACACAUAGAUGGAAUGCGAAUUAUUUCUUUGGUCUACUCUGCUGCAUAUAUCGGUGUUUGGGCUUGGACUGGAUGGGAAGUUUUAUAAUCAUACAUAAGUCUGUUGAUGAUGUUGAUACCGAGGUCUUUCAUCUUUUGUGGAGUAUGUAGUGAUACCCCACUUUCGUUGUUUUCAAACUACACUGUUUGCUGGAGAGAUGUAACUCUUCUCUUUGCUAAUACAGCAUGCUAAAUCGUUCGAGUAGUCUCGGUUCGCAUGGUUAGUCCACGUGAGUGUGAUCAUGCAUUUAGAGACGAUUUGAUGAUGCGUGGCCUGGCC